UAAAUACUACUGAUAUAAUACAAUUCAUUACAAUUUCAACUUCUUCAUUUUCUCAUUACAGAGUACCCAGUCAAUUAUACACUGCCAUCUCUGAAUAUGGAGCAAGAUCCAGGCUUUAUCGCUGCCGUGGAGCAGGCAAAGAAAGGUGGCGCUGAAGGUGGUGUGCCCAUAGGCGCAGCUCUGGUCUCGAAGGACGGAAAGCUUCUCGGGGUUGGUCACAAUAUGCGCGUUCAGAAAGGGAGUGCGACUCUGCAUGCUGAGAUGUCCGCCCUCGAAAACUCCGGUCGUCUGCCCGCUUCGGCCUACGAAGGUGCUACCAUGUACACCACCCUCUCGCCCUGCGACAUGUGCACUGGUGCCUGUAUCCUAUACAAGGUGAAGCGGGUCGUUGUUGGAGAGAACAAGAACUUUAUGGGUGGCGAGGAAUACCUGCGGAGCCGAGGCAAGGAAGUGAUUGUUUUGGAUAAUGCGGAGUGCAAGCAGAUCAUGGAGAAGUUUAUCAAGGAAAAGCCAGAGCUUUGGAACGAGGAUAUCUCCGUCUAGAAAACAUGAAAACCAGACGUGUAGACAGAUGAUAUGAUUCGAUUAAUAUUUGCAUAAUGAGAACACUUUUUUAGGGCAGUGGAUACAUUAUCGUCGCAUAUCAACGGCCUCAAG
Molecule: messenger RNA, 657 nt
Organism: Aspergillus wentii DTO 134E9
Lineage: Eukaryota; Fungi; Ascomycota; Eurotiomycetes; Eurotiales; Aspergillaceae
Product: cytosine deaminase
Exons: 3
Coding region: 97-543 (148 amino acids)
Cellular component (GO): cytoplasm; nucleus
Molecular function (GO): diaminohydroxyphosphoribosylaminopyrimidine deaminase activity
Source: RefSeq, a predicted model, not a curated record